CCUUCAAUUCUCUCUCUCUCUCUCUCUCUCUCUCUGUCGAGCACCUAUGGAUCAAACGACUCGAAUCAAUCACUUUCUUCUGCUCGUUGUAACAUAUCUGGCCAUCUUGCUCCCCUCUGUCAGUGCUUCACCGUCUGAUCAUCGGUACAAUGUGGGCGACGACGUUCCCUUAUUCGUUAACAAGGUGGGCUCCUUAAACAAUCCCAGUGAAACCUACCAAUACUAUCACUUGCCAUUCUGCCAUCCAGAUCAGGUGAUUAGAAAGACGGAAACCCUGGGGGAAGUUUUAAAUGGUGAUCGUUUGACAAAUGCUUUAUAUAAGUUGAAAUUUCGGGAGGACAAAAUUGGGGAUAUUCUGUGCCAGAAGGAGCUGAAAAGAGAACAAGUCACAAAGUUCAGGAAUGCUAUUAUGAAUGAUUUUUACUUCCAAAUGUACUAUGAUGAUCUUCCAUUUUGGGGAUUUAUUGGGAAGGUUGAAGAGGCAAAUUGGACCCUUGAUGAAAAGGGUCUUAAAUUUUAUAUUUUCAGCCAUGUUCGGUUUGAUGCUCUUUACAAUGAUGACCACAUCAUAGAAAUACAUGCUUUUAGUGACCCAGAUCAUGUCGUGGAAUUAAAGGAAGAUGUGGAAACCAAUGUUGAGUUCACUUAUUCAGUUUUCUGGAAUGCAACCUCCACUGAGUUUGAGAACAGAAUGAACAGUUAUUCAAGGGCUUCCUUUCUACCGAUACAGCAGAAAAUUCAUUGGUUUUCAUUAUUUAAUUCAGCUGUCAUCCUUUUACUCCUGAUUGGAUUGUUCAUGGUGUUUUCUAUGCGGAAUCUGAAAACUGAUUUGAGAAAGUGUUAUGCUGCCGAUGAAGAAGAAGGCAUGGAGGUUGGUUGGAAAUACAUUCAAAACGAUGUGUUUGGUUCUCCUUCUCACAUGCCCUUGCUUUGUGCUGUUCUGGGCUCUGGUACCCAGUUGUUGAUGAUGGUUUGCUUAUUAUUUGUUUUGGUAUUUGUUGGUGUCCUGUAUCCCUACAAUCGUGGAGCUCUUACUACCGCUCUUGUUGUGAUUUAUACUCUUACAUCUGCAGUUGCUGGGUACAGUGCUUCUUCUUCCUACUGUCAGUUUGCUGAAAUAGGAUGGGAAAAAUGUGUUCUUCUGACUGGAAUUCUCUACCUUGGUCCUGUGUUUUCCAUUAUAUUUAUCCUUAAUACAGUCGCCAUUGGUUUUGGGGCAACAGCAGCAAUUCCAUUUGGCACGAUGGUAGUGGUUUGUCUUAUAUAUGCAUUUCUUACCAGUCCAUUGCUUGCCUUUGGCGGGGUAUUUGGAUACCGUAUUAGGGCCAGAUUUCGUGCACCUUCUGCUACAAAGAGAUGCCCAAGAGAGAUUCCAUCAUUGGCUUGGUACUGGAAAACGCCUGCUCAAAUGUUUCUUGGGGGCCUCUUACCUUUCAGUGCAAUAAUCCUUGAGCUACAUCACUUGUAUGCAAGCAUGUGGGGCUAUAAAAUCUAUAUUCUUCCUAGCAUUUUGCUUAUCAAUUUCAUCAUCCUUAUCAUACUCACUGCACUCUUGAGUGUUGGUUUGACAUACUUUCAGCUAACCGUGGAAGACCAUGAAUGGUGGUGGAGAUCCGUUUUACGUGGUGGCUCGACAGCAAUUUUUAUGUUUGUGCAUUGCAUCUACUUCUAUGCCAAAUCAAAUAUGAGUGGUUUCAUGCAGCUAUCCUUCUUUUUUGGUUACAAUGCUUGCUUGUGCUAUGCAGUCUUCCUGAUGCUCGGUACAAUCAGUUUUCGUGCUUCCUUGGUCUUUGUUCACCACAUUUAUUUUGCUGUCAAGAACGAAUGAACCAGCUUUGGUUCUAUGUGGUAGUGGAGUAUCUUCACCUGCAGCUUUCUGGAACAAAAGAUGACAGAACAAAAUCAGCCUCACCUGUAAUACUGAUAGAUACCAUCCCAUCCCCCCCUUUCCCCCGGGGUGGCUGUUACAUGGAGAGAGAGAGAGAGAGAGAGGGAUCGGACAGAUUGCAUGAGAUUAUUUUACCUUUGAAUUGAAAGUGGAGCAAUGUUCAAGUAGAUAGAAAUUGAGAUCCCUUGACUUCUGGAUGUUCCAACACAUGCAUACUUCUAAAUCUAUAGGUCCUUUUGGUUUCAUGUCAUUGCCGUGUCCACCAUAUACAUUGAGGGAAAUGGUAAUCCUGUGGAAAAUGUAAUUGGAAUUCAGA
Molecule: messenger RNA, 2204 nt
Organism: Ilex paraguariensis (yerba mate)
Lineage: Eukaryota; Viridiplantae; Streptophyta; Magnoliopsida; Aquifoliales; Aquifoliaceae
Source: the annotation of a GenBank genome assembly